This is a messenger RNA of Microplitis demolitor, 3565 nucleotides long. It is a transcript of the gene calypso, whose product is annotated as ubiquitin carboxyl-terminal hydrolase calypso. Gene Ontology annotation, cellular component: cytoplasm. The coding region runs from base 111 to 2006 and encodes 631 amino acids. The transcript is spliced from 7 exons. Gene Ontology annotation, biological process: protein deubiquitination; ubiquitin-dependent protein catabolic process. Gene Ontology annotation, molecular function: cysteine-type deubiquitinase activity. NCBI's taxonomy places the organism in Eukaryota, Metazoa, Arthropoda, Insecta, Hymenoptera, Braconidae. The record is from RefSeq and is a predicted model, not a curated record.
GGCGACUUGUGAAUUGUGACAGAUUAUAUAUAAGAACAUUAAUAUAUAAUGUUUAAGUUAUUAAAUAUAAUAGUAUGAAUUUAUAAAAUUCAUAAAUAAUUUAUUUUAAAAUGCCGGUUGAUAUUAAUCGAUUGACUGAAGGGUGGCUGGAACUGGAAAGUGAUCCUGGUUUAUUUACGUUACUGUUGGAAGAUUUCGGAGUAAAAGGAGUUCAGGUAGAAGAGAUUUAUGAUUUACAAAAAUCAUUAGAAGGACCUGUUUAUGGAUUCAUAUUUUUGUUCCGUUGGAUUGAAGAACGACGGUCACGUCGCAAAGUCGUCGAGCAAGAUGAGAGUUUUGUUAAAGACGAAGAUGUUGUCAAUAAUAUUUUCUUUGCACAACAGGUUGUACCCAACAGUUGUGCGACCCACGCAUUAUUAUCCGUAUUACUAAACUGUCCAAAUAUUCAUCUCGGCACAACACUGUCACGUCUAAAACUUCACACAUCAGGAAUGUGCCCAGAGAACAAAGGCUGGGCAAUAGGUAACACACCAGAGUUAGCUUGCGCGCACAAUUCCCAUGCAAUGCCACAAGCUAAACGACGUCAGGAUAAAAACACUGGUGUGUCAACGGGACGUUUCACCGGCGAGGCAUUUCACUUUGUCAGUUACGUACCAAUUAAUGGCCGACUAUUUGAAUUAGACGGUUUGAAACCUUAUCCGAUGGAUCAUGGACCCUGGAAAGAACACGAAGAGUGGACUGAACAAUUUCGUCGCGUUAUCACUGACCGUCUUGGCAUAUCAACUGGCGAACAGUUGCAAGACAUAAGAUUCAAUUUAAUGGCCGUAGUACCAGAUCGCAGGCUUGCUAUUUCCCAUAAACUGACGAUGCUCAAAACAAAUCGUCAAAUUGUCGUUGAAGCGCUUCAGCAAUUAGUAAAAUUAAGUAACAGUAGUCAUCAUCACAAUAAUAAUGCCAAUGUAAAUGGUAAUCAUCAUCAUAAUAAUCAUAAUAAUCACAAUCAUCAAGAUAAUUUAACGGUAGGGGAUAAAAACAAUGAGGAUAAAAGUGAUAAAAAAUUAAAAACUGAAGAUGAUUGUAAGAAUGAAGUAAAAAAUGAAUCAGAAAUAACAUUCAGUGUACCUGCUGUUAAUGUUGAACAAUCAAAUACGGAUUCACAUACUGAUGUUAGCAAUGAAAAUGCCAAUGCCAAUACUAAUAAUGUUAAAACUGAGUCAACUACUACUAUUGAAAAAGUUGUAAUGUGUGCAUUGGAUUACGCAACUCCACUACGUAUUCAAACUUCUCCGGCACAUAGUUCUUCCAGCACGGAUACUUCAUCGGAAAUUGGAUCAGCUUUUAAUUCACCAACUCAAGCAUGGGGAUGGAAUUCCGGGCAAAGUAGUCCAACUUCAACAAAAGAUUUUAAAAAGUUCGUCGUAAUUCGCGUUGCUGGUGAUGAAAAAAAUGAAGCGGGUCUUACUCGGUCUCUUGGCAAUAUAAAUAUUAAUGGCAAAAGGCUUGUCUCGGACUCGGGACAUUUACAUAAAAAGGUUUGUUUGUCUGGCGAAGUUAGAAUUCCUCAUGCAAGAGUUAAAACAAGUAAUGGCGAUACUGUUACUGAAGAAAAAAAAGUUGAAAAAAUAGACUCGAAACUUUGUUCAAAGUAUCCAGAGUUAUUUGAACCUCAUACUUUCGCGCCAAAAGAUUUGUUGGCUUUAUUAAAAAAUCUUGAACAAGAAAUAAAUAUAUGUGAGACGAGUUUGAAAGAUGAAAAUGAUAAGAGAAAUAAAUAUAAAAUUGAUGAUUGCAGACGAACGCAUAAUUACGAUGAGUUUAUAUGCACAUUCUUAUCGAUGUUAGCCCAACAAGGAAAGCUUGCGGAAUUGGUUCAACAGCAUCUUACAUUAAAGAAACAUACAUCUGUUACUGUUAAUCGAGUACACAGAUCCUCUAAAAAAACAGACGCGAGACCAAACACUUCACGCAGACGACGUGGCCGUACUAAAUGCAAAAAACGUAAAUAAAAGAAAAUGAAGUUUAAAUUUUAUUUGAAAGUUUUACGCAGGUCGUGAACGUUACACCGAUGACGAUAAUCAAACCUCAAUGUGAGAUAUCUACUAUCAUUUUGUUUCACAAAAUUUUUUAUUUAUAAUCAUCAUUACCCGGAUAGAAUUACUCAAAUAUAAUAUUAAUUAUACUGUAUAAAAAUUUUUAUAUUUGUCUGUGGUCAGAUAUGAAUGUAUAUGACCAUAUAUGAUCAUGCAUGCUACUAUAAGAGAUAUCAUAUAUAAUUUUAUGAUUAUGUAUAAGUGCAUAUUCUCAUGCCUGAUUAAAUUCAAAUUAAUAUCUGAUCAUAUAUGGUACCAGAUAUGAACUAUGUAGAAUCAUGUAUGAACGUAUAUGAUUAUACAUAGUAUCAGAUAUGAUCAUGCAUAUUAUUGGAUGUGAUCAUAUAUAAUAUAAGGGAUGAUCAUAUAUGAUAUCAGAUAUAGUUAGACAAAAAGCCAUAUAUUCUACUAUGGUUUCGAGCUUGAUCGUAAAUGAACUCAUCUGAUCAUACAGGAUAUCUGAUAUGAUUAUAUAUGAAGCUCCAUAUUCUAAUGUAAUUUCAUAUACGAUCAUAUACAUUAUCAUACAUGCUAUCAGAUAUUAUCAUGUAUGGUAGUAGAUAUGAUCAUAUAUAAUAUCAGAUAUAGUCGCACAUAGUAGUCUACUAUAGUUUUGAACUUAAUCGUAUAUGAAUUGAUCUAAUCAUAGAUAGUAUCAUAUAUGAUCAUAUAAAAGUUCCAUACUCUAAUAUCGUUUCAUAUACGAUCAUAUACACUAUAUACAUCAGAUACGAUCAUAUGUGAUCAUACAUACUAUCAAAUAUUAUCAUCUAUGGUAUUAGAUAUGAUCAUAUAUAAUAUGUGAUAUGAGCAUACAUGCCAUCACAUAUAGUCGCACAUAAAGUCAUAUACUCUAAUAUAGUUUUGAACUUAAUAUUAUAUGAACUAAUCUGAUCAUACAUAGUAUCAGAUACGAUCAUAUGUGUUCAUACUUACUAUCAGGCGGAAUCGUACAUGCUAUCAGAUAUCAUUUAUGGAAUUAGAUAUAUGAUAUGGUAUCAUAUAGACAUAUCUGAUUUUAUGUAGACAUAGAUAUCAUAUCUGAGUAUUUGUUCCCGGGUAAUUUCACGUGCUCAUUGAAACCAGUGUUUUUUAUUUUCAUAUUAUUAUUAUUAUUAAUAAGUGAUAAGUAAGCCUUAUUAUAAAGUGUACAUCCUAUUAGCAACGGCGAUAAAUAUUCCAAUCAAUUAAUUAUUACAUUACUAUUUCAAUAGAUAUAGUAAGUAUUUAAAGCUGUUUGUACUAUUAAUUUUUUUAAUUAUUUAUCAAUCUAAAAAAUUUCUUUUUAAUUUUACGACUACAAAAUUCUAUAUUGUAUUUAUAGAAACUGUUGAAUCAUGAAUGAUUUAGAUUUACAUUAAUUCAAAUCUAUAACACUUAAUUACGUCACUUAAAUUUUUUAUAAUUAAAGUUGAUAAUCAAUUAUUAAAUAAUUUUAAAAGUAAAUAUACAUCUUCCAUUAAAAUCACACGUGC